AUGGUAGUUGAUCUUGCAUUUGAUAAAUUAUCAAAAGAUGCUGGAGUUAUAUUAGUUAUUGGUAUUUUAUUUGCAAUGAUUAGUUCAUCUCGUUUAUUUGUUGCUAUUGAUAAAACUCUGACUAUUAUUUAUCGUUUACAUGAACGUUCAUUUCUACGUCAAUAUUUAAUGGCAAUUGCUCUUUUAUUAGCAUUCAUUAUGAUAUUUAUAUUAAUGCUUGUUGCUAGUUCAGUACCAUCUGCUUUAAUGAAUACAGUUAGAGGAGAUGCCGCUCGUUUUGGUCUAUUUAUAGCUGGUAUAUUAAUAUCAUUAUCAAUAUCGUUUGGUCUUUUUCAAAUGAUUUAUCGAUUAACUCCAAAUAAAAAGAUGAGUUUAAAAAAAACAUGGUGUGGAGCAUUGAUUGCUGCUAUCAUUUUAGAAUUAUUUAUCAUUUUAUUUCCAUUAUAUGUACGAAAAUUUAUGAGUAACUAUGCCGGUAACACAUUUUUAUUUCAAAUUUUAUUUAAAAAAUUCGUUUACUGUUUUUUACUUUUCUUUCUUUCUUCAUUUUUUCGAGGUCAAAUUGGUUUUGCAGUCAUUCUUAUUAUCUUUUUUUAUUAUUUUGCUAUUAUACUUAUAUUUGGUGCUCAAAUAAAUUCUUACUUUUUUGAAAAUAAUUCUCCAUUGAAAGAUACUCUUGGUACAUAUAUUAGUCAAAUAUAUCAAGAGCAUCAUGAUGAAAACAUUACUAAUUCUUCAUUUAAUGAAAAUAAUAAUCAACAAGAUUUAUCAACUAAUAAUGAACAUAAUCAAAUAAAUAAUGUUCGAUGGAUAAACAAACUGUGGCCAUUUAAAAGACGAUAUUCUAUUGAACCACUAUCACAAUCAAAUAAUUCUACUUAG
Molecule: messenger RNA, 882 nt
Organism: Rotaria sp. Silwood1
Lineage: Eukaryota; Metazoa; Rotifera; Eurotatoria; Philodinida; Philodinidae
Source: the annotation of a GenBank genome assembly